This is a messenger RNA of Ipomoea nil (Japanese morning glory), 1334 nucleotides long. Its product is annotated as probable LRR receptor-like serine/threonine-protein kinase At3g47570. Gene Ontology annotation, molecular function: protein kinase activity; ATP binding. Gene Ontology annotation, biological process: protein phosphorylation. The coding region runs from base 219 to 1262 and encodes 347 amino acids. The transcript has 2 exons. The record is from RefSeq and is a predicted model, not a curated record. NCBI's taxonomy places the organism in Eukaryota, Viridiplantae, Streptophyta, Magnoliopsida, Solanales, Convolvulaceae.
UUGGAGUGUUUGCCGUGGAAACCAAUGUAUCAUUGCUUGGAAACAAAAAACUAUGCGGUGGUAUACCCGCGCUAAAGCUACCUCUAUGCCCUGUGAAGAAAACAAAACAUAGAAAACAUUCGAAGCUUCUAAUUGUUAUCUUCACAUGUAUCUGUCCGGCUCUGGUGUUUGCAUCAGUCAUUUCCUUUCUAACAUUGUGUUGGAGGAAACAAAAAAGGAUGGAGUCAGCUAAGCCAUCCAAAGUUGAAAAGCUUUCCAAAAUCCCAUAUAGAGACCUGCAUCAAGCUACUGAUGGUUUCUCUGAGACAAAUUUGAUCGGUUCGGGAAGUUUUGGCUCUGUUUACAGAGGAAGAUUUGAGCAAGGUGGAGGAGAACACACAAUUGCGGUGAAGGUACUUGACCUUCUAAAAAAUGGAGCUUCAAAGAGUUUUCUUGCAGAAUGUAAAGUGUUGAGGAACAUACGCCAUCGAAAUCUUGUUCCUAUUUUGACCUGCUGCUCGAGUUGUGAUUUUGGUGGUAAUGACUUCAAAGCUUUAGUUUAUGAAUUUAUGGAAAAUGGGGAUCUGGAUAUGUGGUUGCAUGCACAUUCAUCUAGUACAAGGACAAUUGUUCUAAGUGUUCUUCAAAGGCUAAACAUUGCAAUUGAUGUUGCUUCUGCGUUGCAUUAUCUCCAUGAUGAUUGUGAACCAAGAGUUGUUCAUUGUGAUCUAAAGCCAAGUAACAUUCUUCUUGACAAAGACUUAACUGCUCAUGUGGGAGACUUUGGAAUCUCAAGGCUUUAUUCACAUACAAUUGGAGAUCCAAUUGGUGAACAAACUAGUACCAUUGGAUUAAAGGGGUCAAUUGGUUAUAUUCCACCAGAGUACGGGAUAGGAGCAAAUGCAUCAACUUUUGGAGAUGUGUAUAGCUUUGGAAUCCUUUUAUUGGAAAUGUUCACAGCUAAAAGACCCACGGAUGAUUUAUUCAAUGGUGAAUGUAACAGUCUUUGUGAGUAUGUGGAGAUGGCGUUGCUAGAGGAAGUGAUAGAGAUAGUAGACCCAUUGCUUUCAGCAUGCCUAGAAAGCAGUCAUGGAAUAUCACCGGAUGUAGAGUUGGAGAAUCAUGGCAAUUUGGUGGAAAUUGAAGAGAGCAAGGUGCAUAAUUUCUUUCUCUCCAUCUUCAAAAUUGGACUCACUUGUGCUUCAAUAUCACCAAUGGAUCGCAUGCAUAUGAAUGAAGUGAGCAGGGAAUUACAGAAGAUUAAGAAGGCCUUCUUUGCAUAAAAUUAAGCAAGCAUGUCCUGUGACAUACAAUAUCUCCAUGGGUGAUAAACUAGCUAGCAACUAAGAAAAGCU